UGUCCACACGUGACGUAAAAACCGGAAGUCUUUGCCUGACUGCUGUUGUUGACACGGAGAAGUGCAAUGACAACAAGCAUUGAAUGGAUCAUUUUUAAUGUUAAACGCGUGAAAACGUGCGAUCUUUCUCUGACCACACCCUUGUUUUAAACGAAGUAUUUCCCGUCUUUUGUCGUCUAUCUGCUCAGCCUCCUCACUGUUCUUUACGACGCAUCUUAGCGCUGGGGGCUAAUUUUUAAUGGAGGAAGUUAGCUGCUCAGUAAGCCAUGAUCUGUUAGACUGGUCUCGGAUAAUAGUUUAAACCAAACCCACCGCGCUGUUAUUUAUAGCUUUUUAAUCUGAAAUUUUAACGACGCUUCCAAGGUAAAUAUCACACUAGUGAGUGCGUUUGUCAAGUGGUUGUUACUGGUUACCUGAGCCGAUGAUCUUCCCACUCACGCAGAUGUCAGUGGAACUGGACGUGUUCGUGGGUAACACCACCAUCAUGGACGAGGAGGUUUACCAGCUCUGGUUGGAUGGAUACACAGUAAAUGAUGCAGUGAAGGUCAGAAUGGAGGGAGGAGUUCUGGAGGAGUGUGAAGCCAGUGCAGACGUCUUGCUGAGUGACACCAUGGACCAGUACAGAACUUUCCAGAUGUGUGAACGUCUGCUGCACAGUCCAGCCAAACUGGCCAAUCAGCUCCUGUUUCAGAUCCCACCUCAUCGACAGGUCGUGCUCAUAGAGAGAUAUUAUACUUUUGAUGAUGCUUUUGUCCGCGAGGUCCUGGGAAAAAAACUUUCUAAAGGAACCAAAAAAGACUUGGAUGACGUUAGUGCCAAGACCAAUGUGACACUUAAAAGCUGCAGACGACAGUUUGACAACUUCAAGCGAGUUUUCAAGGUUGUGGAAGAACUCAAGGGCCCCCUGGUGGAGAACAUACGUCAGCAUUUUCUUCUUUCUGACAAGCUAGCUCGGGAUUAUGCCGCUAUCGUUUUCUUUGCCAACAAUCGCUUCGAGACGGGGAAAAGAAAACUACAGUAUCUCACAUUCCAAGACUUUGCCUUCUGUGCUGGGCAACUUAUCAACAACUGGACUGUUGGGGCGGUUGAUAACAUGGUAGAAGACAUGGACGUCGAUCUAGACAAAGAGUUUUUGCAAGAGCUGAAGGAACUGAAGAUUUUAAUCACAGACAAAGAUCUGCUGGAUCAACACAAAAGUCUGGUCUGUACAGCUCUUAGAGGAAAGACUAAAGCCUUUAAUGAGAUGGAGGCUAAUUUUAAGAAUCUUUCCAGAGGCCUUGUCAACAUUGCUGCUAAGUUAACCAACACAAAAGACGUCAGAGAUUUCUUCAUUGAUUUGGUGGAGAAGUUUAUUGAGCCGUGUCGUUCAGACCGAUGGACGACUGCGGAUAUGAGACUCUACCUUACUCACUACACAAACUCGGCGCACAUACUUGACACAUUCAAACACCAGGUUGUGUGGGACAGAUACAUGGGUGUCGUCAAAAGCUGCAUCUUCAAAAUGUAUCACGACUGAAGCACAUUCACAUCCACUGGCCUCCUACUCACUCCUGGCCCGUGUCUCCCCCCUGCUGUAGCCUUCAUCUAGGCCCUCCACUUUAUGAACCCUCUGAGGUUUUUUUUUAGUGCUCCAUUAUCGCUUUAGCCUCAGUUUGCUCCCCGACUGUCCCGCCAAGGUUCUGCAAAUUUGGUUUGUAAAUAAAAUGCGAGCAUUUACAUCAAA
Messenger RNA from Cynoglossus semilaevis (tongue sole), 1723 nucleotides. RefSeq names its product fibroblast growth factor (acidic) intracellular binding protein a (gene fibpa). Bases 422 to 1516 code for a protein of 364 amino acids. The record is from RefSeq and is a predicted model, not a curated record. Gene Ontology annotation, biological process: platelet aggregation. Gene Ontology annotation, molecular function: fibroblast growth factor binding. Gene Ontology annotation, cellular component: nucleus. The transcript has 10 exons. NCBI's taxonomy places the organism in Eukaryota, Metazoa, Chordata, Actinopteri, Pleuronectiformes, Cynoglossidae.